AUGGAUGAAUUAUUUGGCUUGCGUAAUCUCUUUUAUACAGGUUCCUUUCAGCAGGUGAUAAAUGAGGGUAGUAGUCGCACAUCUGUUUCAGAUAGCGCAAAGUUGGAGCGCAAGAUAUAUCUGUAUCGUGCCUACGUAGCUCAAGGCAAGCAUAAUAUUGUUAUUACAGAAAUAAAGGAUUCUGAUCCGAUAGACUUGCGCGUAGUUAAGAUUUUGGCUGUAUACUUACAGUCUAAAAGUGGUAGUCAGGCUUCCGAAACAAAAAAAGAGGAGACUCUUAAGGAACUUAAAGAGAUACUGAGUGAUGCUGCAAAUGUAUCAAAUUCAACAGUUCAAGUCAUUGCUG
Messenger RNA from Racocetra persica, 346 nucleotides. NCBI's taxonomy places the organism in Eukaryota, Fungi, Glomeromycota, Glomeromycetes, Diversisporales, Gigasporaceae. The record is from the annotation of a GenBank genome assembly.